GCAAUGCUCCUCAAGACUUGUCUCUUCCUUCUCUUACUCUUCUGCUUCUUUCUCCACCGAAACCUUGCUUCCUCUCAUGGUUUCCUCUUCAAUGGCUUCCUCGGCACGAACCUCACCCUUCAAGGCCUCGCCACGAUAACCCCCACCGGCCUUUUGAUGCUCACUAACGCCACCAAGCAGGUCACCGGCCGCGCCUUCCAUCCCUCCAAGUUCAGCUUCAGAAACCCUUCCAACGGCCACAUCUUCUCCUUCUCCACCACCUUCGCCUUCGGCGUCGUCUCCAUCGAUCCCCAACUCAGUGGCCAUGGCAUCUUCUUCGUGAUCUCCCCCACCGAGGACUUCUCCUGUGCAACCGGAAGCCAGUACUUGGGCCUCUUCAAUCUCAGCAACAACGGCAGUCCAUCCAACCACCUCUUCGCCGUCGAGCUCGACACGAUCCUUAACCCGGAGUUCCUGGACGUCAACGACAACCAUGUCGGGAUUGAUAUCGACGGUCUGAGGUCCUUCAACUCCAGCCCCGCCGGGUACUACUCCGACGACGACCAAUUAUCUUUCAGGAACUUAACCCUCCGGAGCGGCCGAAUGAUGCAAGUUUGGGUGGAUUACGACGGCGAGGAGACGCGACUGGACGUCACGUUAGCUCCGGUGCCGAUGGUGAAGCCGAGGAAGCCUCUGCUGUCUUCGAAGAUCGAUCUCGCUGGAGUUUUGAUGGACUCCAUGUUCGUUGGCUUCACCUCCACCAAUGGUCCGUUCUUGACGUCUCACUACGUCCUAGGCUGGAGCUUCAAUGUCAACGGCACGGCUAAAGCUCUGGACUACUCCUUGCUGCCUCCUCUCCCGGCCGCGAGAUCGAGCUCCGGACGGUGGAAGCUUUUCUACAUCCUGCUGCCUUUAGCUUCCGCUAUGUUUGCUGUGAUGGCCAUCGCCGGCGCUCUGUUGAUCAAUUGGAGGAAGGCGGAGUAUGCAGAGGAACUCGAGGAGUGGGAGAUAGAUUACAGUCCUCAUCGGUUCUCCUACAAGGAGUUGCACAGAGCGACUGGAGGUUUCCGGGAGGCGGAGCUGCUGGGGAUCGGCGGAUUCGGGAGGGUCUACAAGGGCGUUCUUCCGAGCUCCAAGUCGGAGAUCGCCGUGAAAAGAGUGUUGUCCUCCCCUGAGUCGAGACAGGGGAUGAGGGAGUUCGUCGCCGAGGUAGUGAGCCUCGGCCAGCUCUGCCACCGAAAUUUGGUGCCGCUGCUCGGGUACUGCCGCCGGAAAGGCGAGCUCCUCCUCGUCUACCGGUACAUGCGCAACAGUAGCCUCGACAGGCUCCUGCACGAUUCCGGCAAGCCGGUGCUGGGUUGGGCGGCGCGGAUGAAGAUCAUCAAAGGCGUAGCGGCGGCGCUUCUCUACCUCCACCAGGACUGGGAUCAGGUGGUUGUUCACCGGGACGUCAAGGCCAGCAACGUGCUGCUCGACGAGGAGUUCAACGCGAGGUUGGGAGAUUUCGGGCUCGCGAGAUUGUACGAUCAUGGAAGUGAUCUGAAAUCGAGCAGAGUGGUCGGAACCAUGGGCUACCUCGCGCCGGAGCUAGCCAGGACCGGGAAGUCGUCGACGGCGACCGACGUGUUCGCGUUCGGGACGUUUGUGUUGGAGGUUGUGUGCGGGCGGCGGCCGGUGAUCUCCGGCGAGGAGGAGCAGGUUGUGCUGGUGGACUGGGUGGUGGAGAACUGGCGAAAGGGGGCGAUCGCGGAGACGAGGGACACGAGGAUGGGGGAGGAAGACGAGCUGGAGGAGGUGGAGCUGGUGUUGAAGAUAGGGUUGCUCUGCUCCCACCCGCUGCCGGCGGCGAGGCCAAGCAUGCGGCAGACGGUAAGGUACUUGGAAAAGAAGGAACCGAUGCCGGAGCUUUCGCCGGCGAACAUGAGCUUCAGUGUUUUUGCUCUGCUGCAUAAUGAUGGCUUUGAUGAUUAUCUCAUGCCGUUUCCAUCGCCGGCGACGGCGUCGUCGGUGACGUCAUCGUCGAUUGAAUAAAUUUGACCUUUUUAUAAUUUUUCCUUUAAAAAGAAAAUUUGA
Zingiber officinale is the source of this 2052-nucleotide messenger RNA. Its product is annotated as L-type lectin-domain containing receptor kinase SIT2-like. The transcript has a single exon. Bases 4 to 2010 code for a protein of 668 amino acids. Gene Ontology annotation, biological process: protein phosphorylation. The record is from RefSeq and is a predicted model, not a curated record. Gene Ontology annotation, molecular function: carbohydrate binding; protein kinase activity; ATP binding. NCBI's taxonomy places the organism in Eukaryota, Viridiplantae, Streptophyta, Magnoliopsida, Zingiberales, Zingiberaceae. Gene Ontology annotation, cellular component: plasma membrane.